AUGGACUCUGAUAUCCAUGCUGCUGGUUCCAAACGUCGUCGAGCCACCUUGACCAAGAAUCCCCCUCCAUCUGCCUAUCCUGCAUCCUCUCACAGCGUCCUUCGCAAACCCCAGUCUCAAGCCACCCUCCAGCGAGCCCCAUCAGCUCCUUCACCAUACCGUGAUCCACGAUCCAACGACUUCACCUCCAAAUCUGCCCGUGACUUCCACCAGAGAACUCACUCCAGCGCCUGCGCUUCCUCCACGUCUUCUCUCGAGCAUAUCAGUGCUUCUCACUCUCCCGUCAUCCCAACCGCAGACUACUUUCCAACAACCUUCCACACCCACCGCAGCCCAACGUCACUACCACUCUCUCCCCAAACGUCAGAUGACCGUCACAAGGACUUGAUCGGUGCGCCAUUCGACGCUUCAGGUCUUCUCCUGUCCUUCCAAACCACCGUGGCACAGGAUGAGCAGCGACAACAAUCAUCACAACUAAAUCAGAGCACCGUCACCUCCGAUCUACGACAUCAUCCAUUGCGCAACUCCCAGACCAUUGGUCCUGGUGGUAUCACCAUGAUGGAAGUCACCCCUCCCAAAUCCGAGAAUGGCAUUCUCAGUCCCAAACGUUUCUCUGGUGAUGGUCAGAAUUCAAAACCUCCUGGUCCUCUACGGAAGAAGAGUGGCUUCUCAACCUUUGUCAACAACAUGCUGGGUUCUCCCAGAACAAUCAAAAUCUCCGCGCCCGAGAACCCCAUGCAUAUGAUUCAUGGACUUCCUGCGGACUGGCAGAGAAUUCUAGCCGACAGCGGCAUUUCCAAGAAUGAGCAGGAACAAAAUCCCCAAAUGAUGGUCAACAUUGUGGAGACGUACAAGAGUAAUUUUGGUGGACAAGAUGAUGGCAUCUGGCAAAAGUUUGACCACGCAAAGCUUUCGGAUUCACCCAAGAGCAGCAAUGGCAGUCAACAAAGUCCCGCAACCCCCAUUAUCGGCAGCAGUCCUAACGCAUAUUCUCCCAUCACCGGCGUUAUAUCUCCUCCCGCCAGUCCACGAUUUCCCCAGAAUCAUGAAGGCAGCUUUGAGAAUCCGAGAGCAGCUCCUCCAAUCCCUAACAAACCUCCCGCCCAUGUCGUGAAUAAACAACCAGUCUUGAUGAUGCCACAACGACCUGCUCCCAAACCUCCCGUUCAGAACCUUCGCGAUAUCGCACCGAACCGACCUGCACCACCACCUCCGUUAUCGAGAGACUUGCCGUUGCGCCCCAGCACUGAGCAAUCAAUGCCACCACCUAUCACAUCUCCGCCAGUUCCAUCACCAUUACCCCAUCAUGAAGAGAUGCGCAGCCGAUCCAAUUCAAAAAGCCCAGCAAUCGCGACUGCACCACCCCGCACCCAGCCUUCCAUUCAGUCACCCGUUCAAUAUCAACAGCAACAGGAGCAUGCCAUGGCAUUGGCACAACAGGCCAUUCAGAGCAAGCAACUGGAUCGUAGUCGAAGUCAACGUCAAAUCGCACAAGGUGCACCCGAAGUUCCUCCCAAGCUUCUACCUGAGAUGGUGCAAAUUACGCCUCAUGUACCACAAGUUCAAUAUGGAGGUGCAACAGACCCUGCCAUUAUCCAGGCUCAGCAACAGUUGAACAAGGUUGGACCUGCUCCGGGACCACGGCCUCGCGCCAAGCGCCAGCAAAGCAAUAUUAUUGAUGUCACGGCGCGACUCAAGGCGAUCUGCAGUCCUGGUGAUCCCACCUCCAAGUACUCGAAUCUGAGCAAGAUCGGUCAAGGUGCAUCUGGUGGGGUUUUCAUGGCAUUUGAAAACCCUGGCAGGAGAUGUGUUGCGAUCAAACAAAUGAAUUUGGAACAACAGCCAAAGAAGGAUCUGAUCAUCAACGAAAUCAUUGUGAUGAAGGACUCGAAGCACAAGAAUGUCGUCAACUUUAUCGACAGCUAUUUACAUGAUGGGGAGCUCUGGGUGGUGAUGGAAUACAUGCAAGGAGGCAGUCUUACGGAUGUGGUCACGUUCAACGUGAUGAGUGAAGGACAGAUUGCUGCUGUUUGCAGAGAGACAUUGUUUGGCUUGCAACAUCUUCAUUCCAAAAACGUCAUUCAUCGAGAUAUCAAGUCCGACAACAUUUUGCUUUCGGAGAGAGGCGACAUCAAAUUGACUGAUUUCGGUUUCUGUGCGCAAAUCAAUGAUUCGCAAAACAAGCGUACUACCAUGGUCGGUACACCGUAUUGGAUGGCCCCUGAAGUCGUGACUCGUAAGGAAUACGGUCGCAAGGUGGACAUCUGGAGUUUGGGUAUCAUGGCAAUCGAAAUGAUUGAAGGAGAACCACCAUACCUUACAGAAUCCCCACUCCGAGCUCUGUACUUGAUCGCCAAAUAUGGGACACCACGUAUCAAGGAUGAAGCAGCUCUGACACCUGUUUUCCGGGAUUUCUUGCAUUUUGCUUUGAAAGUCGAACCAGAGAAACGAGCAAGUGCUCAUGAUCUUCUUCAUCAUCCAUUUAUGAGUUGUUGUGCCCCACUUCCCAGUCUCGCACCUCUUGUACAAUCGGCAAGAGAGAGCAGAGCUGCAGAGAAGGCCAACCGAGGCAAUUAA
This is a messenger RNA of Exophiala bonariae, 2577 nucleotides long. RefSeq lists its product as uncharacterized. The transcript is spliced from 4 exons. Gene Ontology annotation, cellular component: cytoplasm. The record is from RefSeq and is a predicted model, not a curated record. Bases 1 to 2577 code for a protein of 858 amino acids. Gene Ontology annotation, biological process: protein phosphorylation; regulation of MAPK cascade; intracellular signal transduction. Gene Ontology annotation, molecular function: protein serine/threonine kinase activity; ATP binding. NCBI's taxonomy places the organism in Eukaryota, Fungi, Ascomycota, Eurotiomycetes, Chaetothyriales, Herpotrichiellaceae.